CGCGUAUACGCAACACACCCACCACCACCGCGCUCUAUCCCCCGCAACGGCUCGCGGCAGAAAGUCGCGCGCGCUCAGUACGCGAGCAGCGCUCCUCGCUGAAAAGCGUCGUGUUCUAUACACUAUACAUAACACGCCAUCUCACACAUCUCUACCUCGUCUGUUUGUUUCUCCCAGUGCAAUGACCCGCGCGCGCGCUGACAGACAGCUUGACGCGAGCGCGCGUUAAAAGUUCGUUAUACACAGACAUAUCACGCUGUAAUCUCUGGCUUGUGCUCAAACUCGAGUGUGCGUCGUUGCACUAAUCGACUGGAAAUUAGUGUGACAUGCGGCCUCGGUAGACAGAGGAGACUGGAGAGAGCAGUUUGUGUCGUUCCGUCGAGAGGAUGAGGUUAGGAUAGACACACAUAUAAACGAGAGGAAUUGUGGUACAUAAAUAGUGUGCGAUAUACAGAUAUAUAUAUAUACACAGCAGCAGCCGUGGCAGCGGACAGCAUGGACUUGAGCACGACGCCGCGCCGACCGGCGGAGGCCGUCGCUGAACUGCAGAAAACGAGAGUCGCCAAGAGUGUGUUUAGCAUCAGGAGCCUCGUCGACGUCGAGGACAGCAGCGUCAACAACGUCGUCGCCGAGGAUGAUCGAGUUUCCGACAACACAGUCAGGGGCAGCAGCGACGUGGUUUCGCAGACAAGCCCGGCCAGCAGCACAAGUAGUUCGAGCGUGAGCCAAGCGGGUCAGCAGCAACAGGUCGUCGUCAGCCAGCUGGCCCAGGUGUCCCACCAGCAGCAGCAGUACCACCAACAAUUGCACUCACCGUCACCGACGACGACGACAUCAUCAUCGGGGCCGCCGGCUCAAGGCCAGCAGAUGGGCAUCUCGACGGACGACGUUCGGCCGGAGGAGGAAGGAGCCCACCCAAGGGCGGCCCCCACAAGUCCCGAGAGCGAAGCCGACGUCGAUGACUUUGCACCCAAGAGAAAACAGAGGAGGUAUAGGACAACCUUCACGAGUUUUCAGCUGGAGGAGCUCGAGAAGGCAUUUUCCAGGACGCACUACCCGGAUGUCUUCACCAGGGAGGAGCUUGCCAUGAAGAUCGGCCUGACGGAGGCUAGGAUACAGGUGUGGUUCCAGAACAGGCGAGCCAAGUGGCGCAAGCAGGAGAAAGUCGGCCCGCAGGGCCACCCGUACAACCCGUACCUGGGCGCGGGAGCCCCGACCUCGGCGACGGUGGUGGCCCCGACGCUGCCCAACCCGUUCGCCCACCUCGGGAGCUUCGCCCUGCGGAAACCCUUCGAGGCCUUUCGCUACCCGGCCCUAGGUCACGGCCACGUUGGAGUGGGCCUGCCCGCCGGCUAUCCCGCUCACCAUCCGUACCACCGGCCGCCCCCGCCGCCGCUGCUGCCACCUGGCGUGCCGCUCUCAUACAGCUCGGCCGCCUCGUUCCAGCACCUUCUGGCCAACAUCUCCGCGGCCCAGCGGCCCAAACUCGUGCGCAGUCCGCCCCACCACUUGAGCCAGCCGGGCCCACCGGCGCCGGCAGCGCCACCUGUCGUUCCGGCGCCCCCUCCGCCCGCGCCACCAGCGCCCGCGGUUCAGACCCAACCUGGGCCCGGUUCGCCUCGCGACGGCUCGCCUACCGGCAGCAGCGGACAGCCCGACAUCGACCGACGCACCAGCAGCAUAGCCUCGCUACGGCUGAAGGCGCGCGAGUACGAGCUGCACCUGGAGAUGCUGCGGAAGAACGGCGACCUCAUCAGCUGAAGCCCCACCCGUUCCUGUCAUCUCGACACCUCGUCGAAGGACGUCCAGCAGCUUUGAGAUGUGUAGAUGCGGUAACUACAAGUUGGCAGCGCCCUCUAGCGUCUCUAGAAUCUCAAAGCUGACUGCGACGUUUCAGGUUUUGCGAGACCCACGACGGGGUGCUCGAGAGUUCCUCAGCGUUAGAUUUAGCGAAAAAGUUAUAGCCAGUAAGCCUGAUGUCUGUGACCGAGUUCUAUCGGCCGAGCGAAUUGUAUACUUGAAAAACAAUCUGAUGAUAACUGCGAAUCAGUUAGCCGCGUGCGCGAUUGUAGUUUGAACGUAACUCGGAACAAUGGGAUACAUUGUUUUAUACGCGUUCGAGAGAAAAACGCGCUUUUUUACCAGAAUUAUAUUAUUAUACUGAUGACGCUCUUUUGACCACAGCGCGAUGCAAGCUAUUUAAUUUAUAGCGCAAGCUCGCCCCGAGCAUCAGUCGUGCAAUACACAGAUUAGAGGUAAAGGAUGUCCGAAAACAACGCGUAGUCUUUUGGAAUUGCCAAGGAUCAAACUGCACGCGAUACUUCCUUAUUUGUACAUUAUAAAUAUACGAAUUAUUCGAUUGAUUAUAUUGUAGAUACUCGAGCGAUAUCUACGGCGAUUGUACUCUGCAUCGAGCGCGUGCCUUAACUCCAAACAAAGUUUGCGAAAUUUUUUUCUACGUGCAUGUCGUGCCUUAAAGAGACAGCCUUAAAAAUUGUAAUGACACUGGAGUUCGCGCGCACACCAAUAAUUCAGCGCAAUUGUAGAUAGGAUAAGAGAGCUGAAAAUCGUGAUUUUUACGGAGCGACCUGUGAUUCGUAAGUGAUUCUUGGAAUGUAAAAUUGUCCGUCCACAUCCGUGUUAACCUUUCGAAAAUUUUGCAUAUUUUGCCGCACAAGCACAAGCUACGAUUAUGCGCGUGGAAAUAGCGUCACACAUUUUCCAAUCCUUAAAAUCGUAUUUUUUUCUACGAUUUAUGAUAGGUGAAAACGAAUAUUUCACGAGAGCCGCGUAGCUUGUGGCUUAGCUCUAGAUCCUUAAGCGAUGGUCGUAAAAAUCACACACAUACACAUCGAAAGAAAAACGCCUUUACGUAUUUACUUAAUUUGUCUAGAUGUUAUAAUGUUUGUAUGUAAGCCUAGAAAGAAGUAUUUAUACCUACUAUAUAAAUAAUUAUACAUACUAAAAAUGAUAUUGUAACGUUGCUACGAUUUUCUAUUAGAUGCGCAAGUAUGAUGCUCCUUUCUGAAAGUAAAAAAAUGUUGUACAUAGAUCAAGUCCUACGUAUGCGAUUAUAUAUAAUUAUAUAUAUAUAUAUAUAUACAGAGCGGAGAGCGUAAAACUCCUCGACCUCAUUGCUGUCGAAUCGGAGGAUUCGAUAUUACUAUUACCUAACUAAUUUAGGCACUUCUGCGCGAUAUUAAACUGGUUUAAAAAACUAAAUUCGAGAUAUACGAUAAUUAAGGAAACACGCAAAAGAAAUUUUUCUUUAUAGUAAAUUUGGGUGACGCUAUAUGAUUGAAUCAAUAAGCUGUACUCUAUACCUCGCUUAUUGGGUAUAAACUAGUUUAGCGAAGAAUGCUUGAAAUUUUAAGAUUCGAAGAAUCUUUGCAAUUUACAUUUUUCUUUUUUAUAUUUUCCAAAAAAGUUUUUUGGGUAACGCAUACAUUUUUAUACACAUUGAUAAGUCGCCCAACCGUUCAGUGUUUCCUAUGAUGGUGUUUUUUUUUUUACGCAACUGACACCAGCAAGCAUUGUACUUAACGAAUUCUUGAAAUGAAAUAGUCUUUUUAUUUUGAAAAACAAACAAUAAAUGUAUUGUCAAGAGAA
Messenger RNA from Nasonia vitripennis (jewel wasp), 3609 nucleotides. Its product is annotated as homeobox protein aristaless. Gene Ontology annotation, biological process: regulation of transcription by RNA polymerase II. The transcript has 4 exons. NCBI's taxonomy places the organism in Eukaryota, Metazoa, Arthropoda, Insecta, Hymenoptera, Pteromalidae. The record is from RefSeq and is a predicted model, not a curated record. The coding region runs from base 496 to 1761 and encodes 421 amino acids. Gene Ontology annotation, molecular function: RNA polymerase II transcription regulatory region sequence-specific DNA binding; DNA-binding transcription factor activity, RNA polymerase II-specific.